CACACACACACACACACACACACACACACACACACACACACACACACACACGCUUAUAUUUACGCACGAACUGAGCGAUAUGUGUUGGGUGUGAGGGCCUAAAAAAGCAUGGUUAGUAGCAGUUACGCAAAGGAAAUCGUGAUAACAGAAUGAGGUUGCAGGAUUUGAACAAUAUUCGAGACAAUGUCGAUUGCGACAAAGAGCGCCAUGAAUUUGAAAAAGAAAUUUUUCUUGUAUACAACGAUGAGAAUGAUCGCUAGUGUACAGAUAACAAAAAAAACAAUAUAUAAGGUUCAUCAAGAAAUUCCUCGAGUUCGGCCAGGAUCCCAAUAUCCUCGUAACAGAGACAUGCAGUUCACCGUUGCCCAAUCACGUGGAUCCCAAAAUAGUCGAAAUGAUGGUCGAUCAAAAGUUCACAGGACACCGAGAACGAAAAAAAAGGAAGUCAUCGAGCGCCGGCGAGACGUGGGAGAUGAAGUCGCGGGAGCCGUACCCGAAACUCGAAAGCCAUGUAGGACAGGAAUCUGUCGAAUUUCGCAACGAUAGUCCGCAAAGGAUUGGCAGCCCGUCCAGCCCCGAUCAAUGUCAAUUAUCUCAUACCCGACACGACGAACAAGCGACUCCUUGACAUAACCGCCGCAGAGAAUCUGCCGGACUUCAUGGAGUCUCUGCUGGACUUCGGCGCGGAUCCGAACCUAGUUAAUCCAGAACUAGACCGAGCGCCGAUUCACUUCGCCGCCGAAAACGGCAACGACUCGGCUCUGGCGGUGCUGCUCAAGGCCAAGGGAAUCCAGCCGAACCUCGAGGCUCCCGCGGGACAGACGGCCCUGCACUACGCGGUCCGCGCCAACUCGGAGCGCUGCGUCGAGCUGCUGAUCGAGGCCCAGGCAACUCCCAAUAUACCCAACGUCAAGGGUCUGACGGCCUUGCACAUGGCGGCCCAAUUGGCCAGAGAGAAUAUGGUGCGUUUCAUGAUCGAACACGCGGCCUAUCUCGACAUCGACACCUACAAGGAGCCACGACGAAAGGAGACGGCUCGCGCGACCAUCGAGCGUCAAUUCCCCGACAUAAAACUGCCGAACGCCACGACGUCCGAUCCGUCGCGCGCGCUCUUCCACUACCUGACGGCCAACGACCCGACCAACUUCGAACGCACCCUCGAGGCCAUCGAAGGCACGCCCGAGGGAGUCUUCGAGCUGCUGAAGAAGGCGACGAUGCGAGGUCUGACCGGACCGCUGGACCAACUGCUGCAUCGAUUCGCGCCCGGCCCCGCCGAGCUGGCGGCUCUGGCCGAGCUGGCCAUUAAGCACGCCUGGCCGGAGGUGCUGGACCGGCUGCUCAAGCUCGGGGCGCGAGAGUUCGCCGAUCAGCUGCUGAUGCCCGCCAGUCAGGCGCUCUGCACGAGACUCGAGCCCAGACCAGCGCAGGAUCACGACGCCGCUGCGCCGCGUUUCCGAUGCCUCGAGUUCGUUCUCGAGCAGGAAAACGUCCAUGUACGCCAACAGGACGACAAAGGCAAUAGUCCGCUGCAUUACGCGACGCGUGCCUCGAGCGACCAAGGGGUGCAACUGUUGCUGGAAAAGGGCGCCUACAUCGGCCACAGAAACGUUUUCGGCGAAUCGGUACUGGACGAGCUGAAGGUGGAGCAGCUGGAGAAAAGAUGCAACGAGUGCUUCAAAAGCUCCAAGGAGGUUACCGAGGAUGGCGAAAUUGUAAAAGCAAUUUCAGCUGAUACAAUGUCUAAAGCUAUUUAGACAUUGUAUUAGCUUUUCAAGCUAAUUAUCUCGCCCUUUCAUACUCGGAGUUUUCUGAGGGUCAUCUCUAGGGUACAAUUUUUCGAGGGUCAAUGGACAUGGAACCGAUUAUUCUGUUGCAUCGGUAGCAUAUGCUUUGUUAUUUUGGAUACUAUGAUAGGUUUUCAUCAUUUUUGCAGCCCUGUGCCUUAUCCUCAAAUCACUAUCAUGUUAACAUAUUAUGCGGCGCAACUUGGCAUAGCUUUGAGCGCAGUUGAGUCCAAACGCGUCAAGGACUCAGUCGUCAAUUGAAAGAAAAAAUCGACACUGAAAAAUAAAAUUUUUAUACAAUGA
Molecule: messenger RNA, 2087 nt
Organism: Trichogramma pretiosum
Lineage: Eukaryota; Metazoa; Arthropoda; Insecta; Hymenoptera; Trichogrammatidae
Product: transient receptor potential cation channel protein painless-like
Exons: 6
Coding region: 660-1754 (364 amino acids)
Molecular function (GO): protein binding
Source: RefSeq, a predicted model, not a curated record